GAGAAUAAGUCUUAGUUUGAUGAAGUUGCGCUGUAAAAGUAAUUACUGACUUUGAUAACACGUAAAGAGACAUACUAAAUGUUUAAUUUUGUGUUUUAUAAGACACAGUAAACAAUGGUAUUUAAAUGUUUCAUGCUACACACUGUUUGAGAAAGUUUAUCACACGAACGAAAUGAAAACAUUCAAGUUAGAAAAAUCCAUCAAAGCAAUUGGCAUCGCUCAGAUCACCCUUGGUUUACUCACAGUCGCUUUUGGUGUUGUUAUUAUAACCCUUCUUAAUCAAAAUUACUUCAUCAAUAACAAUGCUGUUCCUAUAUGGAGUGGUGUAGCAUUGAUUUGUACUGGUAUCUUCGCAGAGCUAUCUAUCACAAAUGUUGAUGAAAACUGGUUAAUCAAGUGUUAUGUUGGAUGUAACGCUCUUUCCAUUUUUCUACUCUUCCUUGAAGCUUGCACUUCUCUAGCUGGCAUAGUGUACUACGAAGCAUGUCCAGCUCAGGUAAGAAGAAACCACUAUAACUACGAACCUGAGCCAUCUUUUCCGCCUUGCCUGCACGCAGGGGUUGGCAGGGGUAUGUUUAGUGUCACCUUUGCUCUAGCUGUGAUUGCAAGUAUUGUAACUGUUGUGGGAUUCCUAAAAAGUCAAAAAUUAUCAAGUUGUCAAGGAGACAAAAAAGAUUCGAAACUGAGUUUACUUGUGAAAGAAGAUGAAGUAGGAGAUGUUCAACACGAUCUCGAAGAAGGUAGUCAGAUUGUGACGUUGUUAAAUGGAAAGAAAUACGUUCUCAUACCAUACUCCUUUGUAGAAGUAAUCACGACGUCUCAAGUGAACAAAGAUCCCCCUAAAUAUGAAUACAAAGAUGAAUAAACACGAAGCUACACUUUGACAUGGCUUUCAUACACUAAAUAAUGUGCAUCCCGCAACCUGUAUGAUGUGGUAUUCUUAAAAAAAAUUAUUUUCAUUUUUAUAAAUUGAUAUCCGUUAUUAAAUUUUAAAUAUACUUGCAAAUGACAGAAAAAUUCUGUUUUUAUGAAUUAUUUUUCUUAGGUAUAAUGCUUGAUUUUAAAGGCCAGCUGACAUGUUUAUAAAGGGGUUUGGGGUGAGUUAAUUACUAUUAUCUUCGUUAGAUGGCAUCAAGGAAGAUACUCCAUUUUAAAAUCUCUAGAUUAUUAUAUAUCGCAUCCCCAACCGUCUUCAUUGUCGAAUUUUUGUCAGAUCUUUCACAAACGGGGCUUGUCCCUCACAACUAUUUUUUUUAAUUAUACGAGUACAGAAUUUAGUAUAUUUACAAAAGGGUAAGACCAGGGAGGAAAGCUGUCGAAAAUAAAUGUGGGGUGUUAAUAAAUAAAAAG
Hydractinia symbiolongicarpus is the source of this 1350-nucleotide messenger RNA. RefSeq lists its product as uncharacterized. Gene Ontology annotation, cellular component: membrane. The transcript has 5 exons. Bases 173 to 865 code for a protein of 230 amino acids. The record is from RefSeq and is a predicted model, not a curated record. NCBI's taxonomy places the organism in Eukaryota, Metazoa, Cnidaria, Hydrozoa, Anthoathecata, Hydractiniidae.